AUGGAUCGUAAGGAACUGGCGCUAGAGACAGAGCUGCUGCUGCAAGGCGUGACGCAGAUUACACGACGUACGGCGGUGGAAAGCGUGGUAGAGGAUGUCAAUGCGCUGCCAAUUUCCGAGUACGAAGCUGCUAAAGACGCGCUGCUGGCCAAACUGCGCAAGAAGAAAGAGGUUAAUUGGGCACAGCAACAGCAGCUUAACCAGCGACGGUAUGGUCAACCAUUAGCGCAAAGAAAUGAUCACUUGUCGCCUCGUAAGACACGCACGCAAGUGCUACAGCUUCCGGUGGCAUUAACGGCGGCCACAUUAUCCAGAAGGAAACAGGAUAUGCUGUUGAAGCUCAAGACGCAGGCAAUUGAGCAAUGCGGGCAGAAUAUGGCCAAGCUAUUUGGGUACGCGAGCUAUGAAGAACACAUGAAACAUUUGAAUAAGCUUGAGAAGGUGAAGAUUGCUGAGAAUGAGAUGAAGGAGAAUCUUAGACAAGAGGGACAGGGGCAAGAGAACGAGCAUCCCAGGAUGUUGAUAGAGAUGAGUGCAGGUGUUGCAAAACAGGAAGGAUACAAUGAUUUAUAUGCUGAAAUAGCGGAAUCGUUCACGAAAAUGACGGAUGCUGCUUCUGAGAAGACGACAGAAAGUGAUGAGCAGGAGAUCGUGAAGGUGGUGAGACGAUGUAAUAGAGUUCAGAAUCCUGACGUCAGUGAAGAGGAAGACGGCAAUGAGGCCGACAGCGAGAUGGAUAGAAAAGACGGAGACGAUGCUAAGGACGAUAUGGAAGACGUCACCGGUGCAGUCGAAGUCAUGAUCAACACGCGACAGGUAGAGCAGGAUACGGCAGCGCCAGGUAAAGAAGCUGUGACGGUAACCGUGCCGCUAAAAGAUAAAGCUGCAGGAUACCGGAAUUUGCUGCUUGUUGAGGCAAUACAAAGCCGUAAGCGCAAGCGGCUAGUUAAAAGCCGUGGCGACAACUUCGUCGAGUCAGAAGCCGAGGAAGAUGAAGAAGAGGAUGUCCUUAAGAUUGGCGGUUUGGGCGAUUUUGGUUUUGGCGUGCCGCAAGUAACGACUCAUGAAUCCAAAGAGGCUGAGGAAGAGCGCAAUGCGCUAAAGCUUCGCGAGGAUGACCUGGACCAUAUCGUAGAUGACCUUUCUGACGAUGAGCGAGCGCAGGAGCAAGACUUGGAGGAAAUGUUCCGUCGUGAACAAGAAGACCAAGAUCGUCAGCAAGUUAAGGAAGUUAUACGCAACGUGAAGGAAGGUUUUGGCCGUAACCGCCGCGCAUUUUCGAGCCUUUAUUCGGGUUCGGGGGCCCGUGGUCGUUUUAAUCUGGAUGAGCUCGUUGCCGCAGAUGGUUGUAAGUUUGAAGCUGCUCGACUAGGCCUGCUAGAGUCUGAUGAGGAGCUGAGUGAGAACGAUGAUGGCAACAACAAAAAAAUGAAAGCUAGUGGUAAUAGAGAGGCAGAAGAAGACGAAGAGGCUGAGAUGGAGCGUUUGCUGCGUGAGCGUUUCCUCAACCAGCCCAAGAUGUAUAUGACUUCAUCCGAAUCCGACAGUGACAACGAAGAGGAAGAGGUCAAGAAAGAAAACGGCGCUGAUGGUGAUGAAGUUGAGUCCGACGACGAACGAGAGCGACAGCAGAUGAAGAUCUUCUCAGAGCGUGCUCGUGUUAAUCGCCGCAUGCAGCGUAUGAAGGACUUACAGCGCCAGAUUGCGCUAGACAACAAUGAAGUAGAUCCGACCGUGAAGAUCAACGCGGCAAUGCCAAAUCUAUUGCUGGAGGAAGACGAAGACUCACAGGAGUUAAUGCUUUUGCUAAACCGUACAGACGUUGAUUCUGCGUGUAGCAGCCAGACAACCACCCGUUAUAGCGCUAAAAAAAAGUCAGACCGACCUCGCCUGAAGCUUGGUCAAUCGAAGGCAUAUGGUGAUAUGACGUCUGCGUCUCGGACGCCGUCCUCGUUCAGCCGCGUGAUCGGCCAGUGCAAAAUGUUCAGCGCCAACUCGGCUGGAGGUUCUGCACCUUCCAAAGGUUUCGUUUUUACUUCUUUAAACGCUGACAAGACCAAGGACGGAGGCUAUGAGUACGUUGCACCAAACGACGACGAGGCAAUGCCUGCUGCUUCUCCCGAACUUCGUAAGUGCAAGGGCUUAAAUGGUGUAAAUUCAGCAUCAAAGCAUUGUGGUGCUCGAAGUGGUAGCAAGAUGACAGCAUCGAACAAGAAGCGCAAAAGCGGCGGGUUAUUUUCCGCACUGUCUUCGUAUCAAUGCGUUACAAGCACAAGUCAUAGUCAAAGCUUGGAAUCGUGA
Messenger RNA from Peronospora belbahrii, 2301 nucleotides. The record is from the annotation of a GenBank genome assembly. Lineage: Eukaryota; Oomycota; Peronosporomycetes; Peronosporales; Peronosporaceae.